AUGUUUGACUUGCACCAUUUCCUCGGUCUCUUGGCAGACGACAAGUACUUGAACGAGUCUCUACUCUCAGAAAAGGAAUUUAUCAUAACGUCGCUUCCGCCAUUUUACCUAGCUGCAAAACUAGCCGUGGGCAAAUACAAGUCGUCGGAAGUAACAACGGCAUUCAUCAAGAAACACUUGAUCAUCAACACCAAGACCCAGGUUUCCGCACAACUCGAACAGGAAAUCGUGGAAGCAUUAGCAAUGGCGCGGUUCUUGGACUGUUAUUUCGCAGCCACUAAAACCACCAUUGGCCCUUUGCAUGGUCUCCCUAUUGGCAAUCUGCAAUUGGAGAUCGUCAAGAGAGAUUACCAAGUCGAUGACGAUGCUCUUGGGGUUGUCAAGUUAAAUUUGGCACAUUACGACUUGAGCGGCAGCUUUUCGGGACCUUCGUCGCCUCGACUCAGUCCCAACACAUGUACCUCACCCGACGCUUCACCAUUGGACGUCCAAUGCUGA
This is a messenger RNA of Lodderomyces beijingensis, 498 nucleotides long. The record is from the annotation of a GenBank genome assembly. Lineage: Eukaryota; Fungi; Ascomycota; Pichiomycetes; Serinales; Debaryomycetaceae.